UAAUAUGCAAAUUACAAGAUAAAAUGGAUUAAAGAAGUGCAUUGGAUGAUGUGCCAAAAGGUAAGUGGACAAAAACAGUGGGACGGAGAGAGUAUUAUAAGGAAUUGGACCUUUAAAACGAGUAGUGAUUAGAUUAAGACUCUGAGGCCAUGAUUACAAUUUGGGGAAUCAGAAACGGACCCUAAAAUGAUCACCUAAUUAAGCACCCAAAUUAAAGUGGCUAAUCAAUAACUAAUAAUGUCAAUCAAACCAUUUGUAUGUGUCAGUAUGACAUUUGCUACACAUGGUGCCACUUUGGGGACACCCCAAUUGCCAGCACAAGCAAACCGGCGGCGGCGCCGUCUUAAAAUCGUACGACGGCACCGACUCCGCGGAGUUGGAAGUGGAGGGGACAUCAGCGGCGGCGGCGGGCGGCGGCGAUGGGCCCAUGGACAAAUCGAGAUCGAACGGCGGUUGUGGUUUCGAGGGCCGAGGCUCCUCGGUCGUCGUCCCGCUGCUGCAUUUCGUGUCUUCGUUCGAACACGCCGCCGCCGCCGCAGUUGGGGUUGCGCUCCUGAAGUCCAGGCAAAUGUCCUUUGCUGCAGCGGCGGUGGCGGCGGUUCCGGAGGCGGCGGAGGUGUUGAGCGGGCGGUGGGUUUGUGGGUCCAGGCCACGGCUGAGGAGCUUGCGCUUAAUGUGUGUGUUCCAAUAGUUCUUUAUCUCGUUAUCCGUCCUUCCCGGCAAUCUUCCCGCAAUUAACGACCAUCUGCAUAGUUAAAAAAAAACUAUUAAAUCC
This is a messenger RNA of Cuscuta campestris, 775 nucleotides long. The record is from the annotation of a GenBank genome assembly. NCBI's taxonomy places the organism in Eukaryota, Viridiplantae, Streptophyta, Magnoliopsida, Solanales, Convolvulaceae.